AUGACAACAACAAAGAAAUCAAUUAAGUUCCUGCUCAAAAAGCCGUUUCUGGCCUUGUUCAAAAACGACAAGAAAAAGAAAAAGGAUGGGACGCAAACUGUUCCGACCGAUAUAUCAAAACUGGAACCAGACAAGUCGGUUAGUCAGUUGCAGGGAGAAUUUCAGAAACUGGAGAUUAAAACGGUAGAGAGUGUAGUAGAUGAAGAUGAAGAAUUCAAAAAUUUUACUUACAAAGUCAUUGAUGAGAAAGAAGACGAAACAGAAGUAAUAGAAGGAAGAAAUGGUAGAAUAAAUUCGGAUACUUCUGGUGAUAGUGGCAUCUCUAUCAGUCAAGUCAACACACGCACAUUCUCCGGUGGACAAGUAUUUGUGAACGACUCUUUAGCUUCAGCUGAAUAUGUUCUUAAUCAUGCGAUCAAUGAAGUGGACAACAAAGUCUUCAACACCACAGACUCUAACGUCGAGCAAAACUUGGAACUAGCGGAAGAAUUCCUCAACGAAAUAAUGUUCUGUUCCCCUGACUCCUUCAUGCCAUUCCCAGAUAUUCCCCAACAGUUCGAGCAGGAAAUAUCCACAUUUCAAAUCGACGAAUCGCCGAGUCAAAUUAAUUUCGAACCGCCGCUAAUACAAAUUGAAUCUUUUAACAGCAUUUACCCGACUCCUCCUCGAUCCGAAAACAUGACUAGUCCAAUGUCAGAUUAUGGUUACCACCUUAGCGUUGACUCCCCAUCCUGCACGGCAUCUAGUUACAACGAUCACGAGAAAUACCAAGAAAUACCUCCAUUAGAUGAGCCCUUAGAGAACGUAAUUGACGAAUUUCCAAUUACAGUUACUGACAACUUUGGCAGUGACAGUGACGCUAACAAUAAACCGAGAGAACGAAAAAAUAGCGCGACAUUAACACUUAAACAAUACAAAGACAUGCAAAGGGAGAUAUCAAACGAGUUCUCCAAAACGGAAUGCUGCGCAUUGAAUAAGAAAUCUUGCAGAGAACUGCUCCAGAAUUGUAUGAAGAAGUUGACAGUUGAAGAUAGGACGUCCCUGUGCCAUAAAAUAGCAAAUUUCGAUGUCGAACAUUCGUACGGACUGAUUUGUUUUCCAGGUCUGAAGCUCCUCAAAUCCGCAGUGAUGAGGUGCCCAGCACGGCCUAUUCUUACCCGAUACCUAGUGCAGUGCAUACAGCGAGUUGCCAAAUCUAAAUCAUUAAAAGUCGACCUAUCUAUUUUUAAUGAGGUGGACGCUUUAGGUGAUAACCUACUGAUAGCUUGCGCGAGGGCAGGUGACAGAUAUGCACUUGUACUGAACGAACUGGUUUGUGCCGAAGUACCGUUGUUUAACAUUCACCACGCUAACACUGAUGGGUAUACGGCACUCCAUGUCGCUUGCAGCACCCACACCUCGACAUCGUCCCAGGGUCAUAUCGUUCAUGUCCUGUUGGAGCAUGGUAAUGCAGACCUUUGGAAAGGGGAUAUCCGUGGCGGCGACACAGCGCUCCAUCUAGCUGUGAACUCAGCUAACUGCGACCUCAAACUGGUCAUGGUGAUUUUCAAGCACGUCGAACGCAAAAUGUGGAAAAAACUUGCCCACGCGCCCAACAGAAGCUCAGUAACUCCACUGGAGUAUGCUCGGUCGGCGAUCAAAUCGACAUCGAGACAGAACUACCCUCCAGAAGUGUUAGAGUUUCUCAAGAAAUGCCGUUAGAAACAUUAUAAUACAACUAAAAUUGGAAAGUUCGAUUAUUUCUUUCAAAUGUUGCAUGUGAGUUUGGUUCUUGUCAUAAAUAUUCGCAAUAGCUUCAUUCAGCGGCAUUUAUUAAUAGUUUUAACGAAUGCUUAUUAAAGUUAUAAAAAAAUGACAACGGAAAAUCAAAAAGUUAGACAUAAUUAAGUCCUGUUUACACAUUGACGUUCAACAAACAGCUAGGCACCCAAUCCCUUAUUAUAAUUAUAUAUAUAUUAUUAUAAGGUCGUCAAAAAUGUCCGAGCGGCGUUGUAUAUACGUAUAUAUUAACUUAUACAGAUAACAUUAAAACAUUCAUUCAAAUUAACACCUUACUUCGUGGCAGUAGUGUUCAAAGUCUAUUGUAUACGCUCGUUAGAAGCUCGGACGCGAACACGAGGCAAGAACAUUUUGUUUUAGCAAUUUAAAUGUAAUUAUUAGCAUUAGCAAAAUGAUAAAAUGCCAAGUUAUCUGAAAUACCGCACUACAUCCUUUUUAAGCUUGGAUACGCUGUUAUUUUUAGUGCACAUUUUGUCGUUGCGUGGCGUUGUAUUCAAAGCGCGGUCGCAACAUAACUGACCGAAAACUCUGCCUAAUAGACGCGUACUCAGAGUUUUCCUUCAGAUAAUUUUUGAGCGUGAUUGUUAGUAUAGUUGUUUACUGUUUGUCAAUGUGAUUGAUCAAUAUUGUUAUCAACAACUCUUCAUUAACAAGUCAUGCUUUGAAGUUAAUGUCUCUUAAGUUGAUAAGUCUUUUAGAGUCAGUUUUUAAACGAUUUGUGUUAUUACAAAAAAGUUAAACAUGUGUUGAACACUUGUUUUAAAAAAGUUCUAUUACAUAUGUGUGUCUUUCUGUUGUUUAGCGUUCAACAAUCUUUAGACAUUGUUUAUCUUUAAACACGAGUCGAAGCUUGUCUAAGGUGUCUCUAACAGAUAUCUAUCUGUUAGACACUCCUUAGACAAGCGGCUGUCAUCUGACAGCUAACAAAAUUUGCGUUCCGCUUCUAUAAUUGUGUCUUUACACUUCAGUUUAUAUUGUGUUUAACGACGUUUUAGUUAAACACAAGCUAAACACUGUUUUGUAAUAGAAAUAGAUGUAAUCCAAUUUAGGCGUCGUUAUAGUUAGGUCACUGUCUAACAAAACAUGUGUCUAAGCCAUGUUUAAAUUAUUUUGUUUAAUAACACCGAAUAGUUUAUAUAGAAUAAGUCGUAAUUUUGGGGAUAUAUUAUUUCUAUUUAAAAUGAUGAUCUUCACCAUAAAAUCCUCUAAAUUGUCAUAAAAUCACUUCGUGUAUACACCCCAAACGCUUGAACGAGACUGUGCUCGCUCAACAGCUCCUGAAGAUGCCUCGUGUCGAAGUGAUUUAGUGAACCUUAGCGGAAAUAAAGAUGAUCAUUAAUGGCAUUUUAAUUUUAAAAGGGUUAUGUUAUUUUUAGACUUAAAUUGAGAAUCACUUAAGCAUAUUUAGGUUUUUAAUGUUUAUCUAAAGACACAUCACAAUUAAUUGUAAUAUUGAGUUAUGUAGUAAUUCUAGAUCAUAAUAUUAUGUGGAAAUGUAAUUUUAUAAGUUUUACUCAUCAUUUGUGGUAAAUAAUACAAUAAUAAAAUGAUUUUGAUUACUUUUUUAUAAGAAACCCGAAGUGUCCAGUACUUUGUGGGGACAGCCGGUUUGUUUAUCAAUAAUUUUAGUAUAUUCCGUAAGAUGAAGUCUCAAUGUUCUGACGAAAAGAAACCUGGUUUGACAAUAUAUUUUAGUAUAUGUGACCAGAGCAAUACGUUGUGGUAAGGAAACUUGGUUUGACAAUACAUUUUGGUAAUAUAACCUAGAACAAUACUUUGUGGUAUGGAAACUUGGUUUGACAAUACAUUUUAGUAAUAUAACCUAGAACAAUACUUUGUGGUAUGGAAACUUGGUUUGACAAUACAUUUUAGUAAUAGUAACCAGAGCAAUUCCUUGUGGUAAAUAAACAUUGUUUGACAAAACAUUUUAGUUUGGUAUAAGUAACCAGGACAAUACUUUGUGGUAAGGAAACUUGGUUUGACAAUACAUUUUAGAAAUAGUAAUAACCAUAGCAAUGCUUUGGGCUUAGGAAACCUGGUUUGACAUUACAUUUUAGUAAAACCAACCAGAACUAUACUUUGUGGUAAAUAAACCUGGUUUGACAAUACAUUUUAGUAAUAGUAACCAGAACUACUUUGUGGUAAAUAAACCUGGUUUGACAAUACAUUUUAGUAAUAGUAACCAGAACUACUUUGUGGUAAAUAAACCUGGUUUGACAAUACAUUUUAGUAAUAGUAACCAGAACUACUUUGUGGUAAAUAAACCUGGUUUGACAAUACAUUUUAGUAAUAGUAACCAGAACUACUUUGUGGUAAAUAAACCUGGUUUGACAAUACAUUUUAGUAAUAGUAACCAGAACUACUUUGUGGUAAAUAAACCUGGUUUGACAAUACAUUUUAGUAAUAGUAACCAGAACUACUUUGUGGUAAAUAAACCUGGUUUGACAAUACAUUUUAGUAAUAGUAACCAGAACUACUUUGUGGUAAAUAAACCUGGUUUGACAAUACAUUUUAGUAAUAGUAACCAGAACUACAUUGUGGUAAAUAAACCUGGUUUGACAAUACAUUUUAGUAAUAGUAACCAGAACUACUUUGUGGUAAAUAAACCUGGUUUGACAAUACAUUUUAGUAAUAGUAACCAGAACUACUUUGUGGUAAAUAAACCUGGUUUGACAAUACAUUUUAGUAAUAGUAACCAGAACUACUUUGUGGUAAAUAAACCUGGUUUGACAAUACAUUUUAGUAAUAGUAACCAGAACUACUUUGUGGUAAAUAAACCUGGUUUGACAAUACAUUUUAGUAAUAGUAACCAGAACUACUUUGUGGUAAAUAAACCUGGUUUGACAAUACAUUUUAGUAAUAGUAACCAGAACUACUUUGUGGUAAAUAAACCUGGUUUGACAAUACAUUUUAGUAAUAGUAACCAGAACUACUUUGUGGUAAAUAAACCUGGUUUGACAAUACAUUUUAGUAAUAGUAACCAGAACUACUUUGUGGUAAAUAAACCUGGUUUGACAAUACAUUUUAGUAAUAGUAACCAGAACUACUUUGUGGUAAAUAAACCUGGUUUGACAAUACAUUUUAGUAAUAGUAACCAGAACUACUUUGUGGUAAAUAAACCUGGUUUGACAAUACAUUCAAGUAUACUUAUCCAGAACUUUCAGUACCUCCUUUUUGUUAUAAGAUUUCGGUAUUGUUAUAUCAACUGACAUUUAAAAAAAAAACAAUGAAAUCUGUUUUGUCAUCACAUUCAUUUAGUACCUGAAGCACAUCAUUACAAUGAUUUAUAUUAUUUUUUAUAAA
This is a messenger RNA of Leptidea sinapis, 5082 nucleotides long. RefSeq lists its product as uncharacterized. The record is from RefSeq and is a predicted model, not a curated record. The transcript is spliced from 7 exons. Gene Ontology annotation, molecular function: protein binding. Bases 1 to 1701 code for a protein of 566 amino acids. Lineage: Eukaryota; Metazoa; Arthropoda; Insecta; Lepidoptera; Pieridae.